Molecule: messenger RNA, 1107 nt
Organism: Gryllus bimaculatus (two-spotted cricket)
Lineage: Eukaryota; Metazoa; Arthropoda; Insecta; Orthoptera; Gryllidae
Source: the annotation of a GenBank genome assembly
AUGGUGUGCGCUGUUCUCGGGGCCAUGCGCCCGCUGAUCUAUAUAUCGACCUUCCUUGGCUACGUGCCGUUCACCAUGAACCGGGAAGGGGAACUGCGGCGCACCCCGUUCAGACUGCUGUGGACAGGCGUGGUGACGAGCGUGUACGUCACCUACGCCGCCCUCAGGCUCGUCGUCUUCAAAGUGGACACCAACGCCGCGUCGAGUCUGGGGCACGUUGUGGAAUGCGGGAUCGCCUUUUACAGCUUCAUCCCGUUGAUCGCCCCGCUCCUCCUGUACUCCACCGUCAAAUUCAAAGACUGGCAGUGCUUCGUGCGGAACUUGCACCAGAUCGACCGCCACUUCCUGCCCAACCUGUGCCCCGAGAACGCCGAGCGGCGGUGCUGCGUGCUGAAGCAGACCGUCUUCCUGGUGGCGUUCCACAGCCUCGAGUUCGUCUUCGCCGUGUGGGCGUGGUCGUCCACCUACUGGUUCGUGUACACGUGGGGCGUGCAGCAGAUGCUACACUCGGUGCUGGACCAGCAGAUCCUGAACGCGAUGCUAGUGGUGCGCGACCGCCGGCGGCGCGUCAACGAGGACCUGCUGUUGCUGGAGGGCGCGCCCGGCGGCGCGCGGCCCAAGCAGGAGCUGUACCGCCUGUCGGGCUCGCGGUCGCUCGCCUGGGAGAACGACGAGUGCCGCGUGGAGAAGCUGCGCGAGGCGCACCUGCGCCUGGCGGACGCGCACGAGGCCCUCAACCGCAUAUUCGGUCUUCCUGUGCUGCUGGAAAUGGCCUACGUAUGGGCGCAGACGAUGAUGCAUGUCUACUACCUGCUAGUGAAGGACUCAGCAUUUGGAGGCGACGGUAUGGUGGUAACAGGAGUUCACGUUCUAAACCUGGCGACCAAUCGCGACGUGGGCGGCGGGCGCGCGGCGGCCCUCGACCGCUUCGCCAAGCAGCUGGGCGCCGUUCGGCCCGAGCUCACCGCCUGCGGCCUCUUCGACGUCGACAUGCCCUUCCUCUUCACCUUCUUCGCCUCCAUGUUCGGCUACCUCGUCAUCCUCGUGCAGUUCGACAAGUCGGCCGAAUCGCCCCUGAGGAACGCGACGACCGACGGUUUGGUGUGA